Molecule: messenger RNA, 2418 nt
Organism: Zootoca vivipara (common lizard)
Lineage: Eukaryota; Metazoa; Chordata; Lepidosauria; Squamata; Lacertidae
Gene: CHRND
Product: cholinergic receptor nicotinic delta subunit
Biological process (GO): monoatomic ion transmembrane transport
Cellular component (GO): postsynaptic membrane
Molecular function (GO): transmembrane signaling receptor activity; acetylcholine-gated monoatomic cation-selective channel activity
Source: RefSeq, a predicted model, not a curated record
CGGAAAAAAACACACGGCUGAGGCAUUCGGAGGGUGAGCAGGGCACGGAGACGGCACAGGCGACCCGGGUGCCAACAUGGACAGGCGGACACUCGCUCUGCUCUGGGCUUUCAUCCUCCCAGCAGCCCUGGGCGUGAACAUGGAAGAGCGGCUCAUCAAGUACCUCUUUGAGGAGAAAGGCUACAACAAGAACCUGCGUCCUGUAGAAUCCAAGGACGAAAGCGUCACUGUCUCCCUGGCAUUGACCCUCUCCAAUCUCGUCUCCCUGAAAGAGGCCGACGAAACUCUCACCAGCAAUGUCUGGAUUGAGCAUGGGUGGAUGGACUACCGGCUGAAAUGGAACGAGACAGAAUUUGGCGGCAUCAGUGUGCUCCGCCUGCCGCCGGACAUGCUGUGGCUGCCUCAGAUUGUCCUGGAGAACAACAACGACGGGACCUUUGAGGCCACCUACUACGCCAACAUCCUCCUCUCCUCGGACGGCGGCGUCUACUGGCUGCCGCCCACCAUCUUCCGCAGCGCCUGCCCCAUCAACGUCAACUACUUCCCCUUCGACUGGCAGAACUGCACCUUGAAGUUCACCUCUCUGAUGUACAGCGCCAACGAGAUCAACAUGGAACUCAUGUCGAAGAAAGACGAAGAGACCGAGAAUUGGUACGUGGUGCAGUGGAUCAUCAUUGACCCAGAAGGAUUCACCGAGAAUGGCGAAUGGGAGAUCAUUCACAGGCCAGCCCGCAAAAACACUGACCCGUGUGUCCCUCGCAACAGCAACAAGCACCAGGACAUCACCUUUUACCUCAUCAUCAAGCGCAAGCCGCUUUUCUACAUCAUCAACAUUGUCACCCCCUGCAUCCUCAUCGCCUUCAUGAUCAUCCUGAUUUUCUACUUGCCUGCUGACUGUGGGGAGAAGGUGACCCUGGCCAUCUCCAUCCUGCUGGCUCAGUCUGUCUUCUUGCUGCUGAUCUCCCAGCGUCUCCCAGCCACCUCCUUAGCCAUCCCUCUCAUUGGCAAGUACCUGCUUUUCGUCAUGCUACUUGUGACUGCCGUGGGGGUAGCCACCGUCACAGAGCUCAACAUCCAUUUCCGCACCCCCAGCACCCACCUCCUGACCGACUGGACCAAAGAGUUUUUCCUGGAGACCCUCCCUCGCCUCCUUCGCAUGUCCAAACCGGCCGAGAGCGAGCCCGAGCGUGGCCUGCUGAUCCGGCGAUGCAGCUCGGUGGGCUACAUCGCCAAGGCGGAGGAGUACUUCACUGUCAAGUCCCGCAGCGAGCUGAUGUUCGAGAAGCAGUCGGAGAGGCACGGCUUGGCGAGCCGCACCACUCCUGCCAGGCCAAACCCCCACGGGGUGGAGGGCACGCAGGAACAGCUCUACAAUGAGAUCAAGCCUGCGAUCACGGGAGCCAACUUCAUCGUGAAGCACACGCGAGACAAGAAUGACUACAAUGAGGAGAUAGACAACUGGAACAGCAUUGCCCGCACGGUGGACCGCCUUUGCUUCUUCCUGGUCAUGCCCGUUCUGAGCCUGGGCACUUUGUGGAUCUUCCUGAACGGGUCCUACAACCACCCUCCCCCCUUGCCCUUUGAAGGGGACCCCUAUGACUACAACGAAGCAAACAAGAAUUAUAUCUAGACCCGGAGGGGAAGCUUGAUCCCCGCCUCCCCAGAUUCAGAGGGCCUUGACUCAGUUUGAGAGCCAGUCUUCUUCUCUUCCUCUUACCUGUGAAAUGGGACGCGGCCGGUACUAAUUCACGCUCGCCCCACAAGCCAGUUGGCAUGUUGCAAUCUCUUAAAUGGUUUCUGCUUUUCUGCCUUGUCCCUUGUGGUGCAAUAAAAGCUAUGUUUCCCAAGUGCUGACUCCGAAACUACAGGGAGAACAUGUUUGAAGAAUCCUGGAUAGCAAGGGGGAAAGUUUGACGUAACCUUUCUUAGGCAAUGUGCCUCCCUGUGAGGAAAACCAUCCUUACUACGUUCCAUUAAAAAAAACGUAUCUCUUUCCAUCACUGGUAAAUUCUUGCAUGUGACAGAGAAAUAUUAUAAGCUGCCUUAUGUCGAGUCAGAUAUCCUCGGCCCAUCUAGCCUAAUAUUGUCUACACUGACUGGCAGCAGCUCUUCAGGGUUUCAGGGGAGGGGGCAUUCCCAGCCCUGCGUUGGGAUGCCAAGGAUUGAAUCUGGGGCCUUCUGCAUGAAAAGCAGGUGCUAUAUGACCACCAGCCUCUCUCUCUUUUUUAAAAAAAUGUCAUUUAGUUUGAACUAUGGAAAAGCCAGCCAUGCAAAGCUCCUAUUGGGCAAUGCCUGUGCCUUCACCAACACCACUUCCUGAUGCAGUUUUGCAACAUCCUGCAGUCCAAUACGCACUUACCUGGGAGUAAAGGUGUUUCCGGAUUAGGGAUGGACAAAUCUGAACAUGUCAGUUUCUCU